Molecule: messenger RNA, 1782 nt
Organism: Jaculus jaculus (lesser Egyptian jerboa)
Lineage: Eukaryota; Metazoa; Chordata; Mammalia; Rodentia; Dipodidae
Gene: Slc25a20
Product: solute carrier family 25 member 20
Exons: 9
Coding region: 106-1011 (301 amino acids)
Biological process (GO): carnitine transmembrane transport; mitochondrial transport; positive regulation of neuron projection development
Cellular component (GO): mitochondrial envelope
Molecular function (GO): O-acyl-L-carnitine transmembrane transporter activity; low-density lipoprotein particle binding
Source: RefSeq, a predicted model, not a curated record
CACCCCAAUGUAGGCUAAAGGUCGCGGGGCGCCGGCGGUGGAGCCUGGGCAGUGGAGUGAGACCGCCGCGAGCGCGCUGACAGCCAGCCGGUCGCACGAGUGACCAUGGCCGAGGAGACGAAGCCCAUCAGUCCCUUCAAGAACCUGCUGGCCGGAGGGUUUGGCGGCGUGUGCCUGGUGUUCGUGGGCCACCCUCUGGACACGGUCAAGGUCCGACUGCAGACACAGCCACCAUCUGCUCCUGGACAGCCUCCUUUGUACUCUGGGACCUUUGACUGUUUCCGGAAGACUCUUGUUAAAGAGGGCAUCACAGGGCUAUAUCGGGGCAUGGCUGCACCCAUCAUUGGGGUCACCCCCAUGUUCGCUGUAUGCUUCUUUGGCUUUGGCUUGGGAAAGAGACUACAGCAGAAAUCUCCAGAUGAUGUUCUAAACUACCCACAACUGUUUGCAGCUGGGAUGUUAUCUGGUGUGUUCACCACAGGGAUAAUGACCCCUGGAGAACGGAUCAAGUGCUUAUUACAGAUUCAGGCUUCCUCGGGGGAAACCAAGUACACUGGUACCUUAGACUGCGCAAAGAAGCUAUAUCAAGAAUUUGGGAUCCGAGGCAUCUACAAAGGGACUGUGCUCACCCUCAUGCGAGAUGUUCCAGCCAGUGGGAUGUAUUUCAUGACAUACGAAUGGCUGAAAAAUAUCUUCACUCCAGAGGGAAAGAGGGUCAGUGAGCUCAGCGCACCUCGGAUCCUGAUCGCUGGUGGAUUCGCAGGGAUCUUCAACUGGGCUGUGGCAAUUCCCCCAGAUGUUCUCAAGUCCCGCUUCCAGACUGCACCUCCUGGAAAAUAUCCUAAUGGUUUCAGAGAUGUACUGAGAGAGCUGAUCCGUGAAGAAGGUGUCACAUCCUUGUACAAGGGUUUCACUGCGGUGAUGAUCCGAGCCUUCCCAGCCAAUGCGGCCUGUUUCCUUGGCUUUGAAGUUGCCAUGAAGUUCCUUAAUUGGGUCGCCCCAAACUUGUGAGGCUGAAAGCUGUCCAAGGCUUCUGGAUGCCGGGAAACUGUCAUCAAGGAGAAGCAGUGGACAGGACUAUGAUAGUCCUGAAGGGUGAGGGGAGGGGGAUGGUGGGGUCAGAGCUCUGUGCAUGAACAUAUGGUGAAACCAUUGCCUUAAUGACAUCCUCUGCCUUGUAUAACUCGGUGUGCCAUUUUGAAACUUGAAUUCACUCUUGUCCAGGGGGACUCAAGAGAAUUUAGAAAUGGAGUGAGUAGCUUGUAGACCUACUGUCUGUGACCAUGUUGCCACCUGCUGGUUGAUUGCUGGUCCCACGAUACCCAAAGUAUUCCUUGCUAAAGAGGUGACGUCUGUCUCUCACUGAAGGUACUUUACCUGUUUUCAACUAACAAACCAGAAAGUGGGAUGUUCUUCAGUCCCUAGCUAGGAAAACCCAACUGAUUUCUAGGGUGCAGUCUAAUCCUACGUCAUAUAUAUAUAUAUAUAUGGGCUCAAAGCCCACAUUUACCUGUCCAAAUGGACUAGAUGGACAUACCCAAUAAUGGACAGCCUGUUAACUGUUGGAUUUUGAUAUUUUUAUAUAAGUAAAUAAUAAAAGUUAAACUAUAAUUGCCUUAUUUAUCAGGAGAAGUUGAAUGUUCCCUCCUACACAAUGAGGACAGUCCCAGCCUGUCGGGAUAAGUGGGAAAAUCCAGGAUAUAGGAAGGCUGUUUUUGCACACUCUUUCCCCAUGAAAGCACCCUAUUUUAAUAGGAAACAAUAAAUAUUGUUUCUAUUUUU